AUGCAGACACAGACUGAAACACAAUUGGAAACAUCAACAGACAACAACAACAAUGAAGUUGCAACGACAACAACUCCUUACAUCAAAGGAAGCAAUAUUAUAGACUUCAAUGGUUCAAAGAGCUUUGAGAUCAAGCAGGCCACUGCCAACCACUCCUCAUUGUUGUUGGUAUAUCGACCGGAUUGCGUAUUCUCUAUACAAGCGAUGCCAAUGUACAUUACUCUGGCACAUACAUUCCCCAACUUAACAUUCUAUCGAGCUGACUUGUUAUCUAACAAACUAAAGACAAGAUCAACACCGACAAUAUUCUUGGUUAGGGAAGGUUAUUGGUUGAGAUAUGGCGGAUCAAUGGAUAUUGUUGAACUCAAGGAAUGGAUCUCUGAUAGAUGUGAUCAGAAAUACAAUGAUGAUGAGGAGAAAGACAAUACUGUAUCCACCAAGGUGGAUAAAGAAUCCGAUGAUGAUAAUGAUGAUAUAACCGAAUAUCAAGAUGAUGAUGGACACAGUAUAAUAAUGGCCGUACAAAGCAUUGGAACAUCAAUCAACUACAUGCUAGUGUUCAGUACCUGUUUUGUCAUUUACCUCUGUGUAAAGACAAUUAUAAUUCACAUCAAGAGAUCAAUGAAACAAAAGAUACACUAA
Molecule: messenger RNA, 642 nt
Organism: Acytostelium subglobosum LB1
Lineage: Eukaryota; Evosea; Eumycetozoa; Acytosteliales; Acytosteliaceae
Exons: 3
Coding region: 1-642 (213 amino acids)
Biological process (GO): cilium assembly
Cellular component (GO): cilium
Source: RefSeq, a predicted model, not a curated record